Ceratitis capitata (Mediterranean fruit fly) is the source of this 2389-nucleotide messenger RNA. RefSeq names its product protein singed (gene singed). The transcript has 8 exons. The record is from RefSeq and is a predicted model, not a curated record. Gene Ontology annotation, molecular function: protein-macromolecule adaptor activity; actin filament binding. Gene Ontology annotation, biological process: cell migration; establishment or maintenance of cell polarity; actin filament bundle assembly. Gene Ontology annotation, cellular component: cytoplasm; actin cytoskeleton. NCBI's taxonomy places the organism in Eukaryota, Metazoa, Arthropoda, Insecta, Diptera, Tephritidae. Bases 693 to 2234 code for a protein of 513 amino acids.
AAAUCGUUACAAUAUAUGUAGAUAUUUAAAACGCGCACAUUUUGGAUUUUUCGAAUUGAUAUUAAAUGCUUGGCAAUCAUGUUUGGAGUGAGUAUCAAACAUGUUCGCAGCAAGUGCUAACAAACAUGACUUUGCCGUAGGUACUGGCAGCACUGGUUCGAUACAGCGGCAGCGAAUGUAGACAGCAGCGGCUUUCUUUCGAGCCGGCGACGUACGAACAAUUCAUUCGAGCUAGCGAUGCUUUCUGAGCGGUUGUGGUGAAAAAUAUUGUGGUCUAAGAAGUUCAAUACAGUGGGUUUCCAACAAACUUGUGUCAAAAAUUAAUUGCUAUUGCAAAAUAAUUAAAGCAGUAAAGGAAUAAAUAAAAAAGCAACUUUAAUUGAAAGUGUAGCUAAAAGUAUAUAAAAAUUACAUUUUAUGAAUUGAACACUGCGAGUGUGUGCAAUAUAUGUACAUAUAUAUUUACAAAGAAAAAGUAAAGGAUUUCGCCGGGGCUCUAAAAAGCCAACUCCAAAAUUGCACCAAACAUAGCGAAGACAAAAGAAACAACGAAAUACAUACACGUUCAAAUAUCGCAAAAAAAAGUACAAGCUGAAAAGUAUUCUUACGUCAGCUCAAAAGCAACAAAACUCCUUCCAAAGUUGUAUUAGUAAAAAGUCGUCACCAUUGCUCCCCAACCAGUAAGCAGUACAAUGAUGAAUGGUCAAAGCUAUGAGCUGAACCAUACGAACGGUGAUAUUAUAUCACAGAAUCAGCAGAAGGGCUGGUGGACCAUAGGCCUGAUUAAUGGCGCACACAGGUAUAUGACGGCCGAGACUUUCGGUUUCAAAUUGAAUGCGAAUGGCGCCAGUUUGAAGAAGAAACAAUUGUGGACGUUGGAGCCAUCGAAUCACGCUGAAAGUAUUAUAUAUUUACGAUCUCAUCUCAACAAAUAUCUAUCGGUCGACACGUUCGGCAAUGUGCUGUGCGAGACUGAAGAGCGCGAUGUUAGCAGUCGCUUCCAGAUUAGUAUCAGCGAAGAUGGCACCGGCCGUUGGGCGUUGAAGAAUGAAUCGCGCGGUUAUUUCCUUGGCGGUACACCAGACAAACUCGUUUGCACUGCUAAAACGCCCGGCUCCAGCGAGUUCUGGACAGUGCAUUUGGCUGCCAGGCCACAAGUUAAUUUACGUUCAAUUGGACGCAAACGUUUCGCACAUCUGUCCGAAUCACAAGACGAGAUUCAUGUCGAUGCGAAUAUACCAUGGGGUGAGGAUACGCUGUUCACGCUGGAAUUUCGCGCUGAGGAGGGCGGGCGUUAUGCUUUGCAUACUUGCAACAACAAGUAUUUGAAUGCUAACGGCAAACUGCAGACGAUUUGCAAUGAGGAUUGCCUCUUCAGCGCCGAAUAUCAUGGCGGACACUUGGCGCUGCGUGACAAGCAAAGCCAGUAUCUAUCGCCGAUCGGCUCGAAAGCUGUGCUAAAAUCACGUUCCUCCACGGUGACACGUGAUGAGCUCUUCUCGUUAGAGGACUCCUUACCGCAAGCCUCAUUCAUCGCGGAGUUGAAUUCGCGUUAUGUGUCGGUGAAGCAGGGCGUCGAUGUUACCGCCAAUCAGGAUGAGGUGGGGGAGAAUGAAACAUUCCAAUUGGAAUUCGACUGGUCUGCUCAUCGUUGGGCGUUGCGCACCACACAGGACCGUUACUGGUGUCUUUCCGCUGGCGGUGGCAUUCAGGCCACAGGCAGUCGUCGCUGUGCCGAUGCGCUCUUCGAAUUGGUCUGGCAUGGCGAUGGCUCACUGUCGUUCCGCGCCAACAAUGGCAAAUUCCUGGCUACAAAGCGCUCCGGACACUUAUUCGCCACCUCGGAGAGCAUCGAGGAAAUAACUAAAUUCUAUUUCUACUUGAUAAAUAGACCCAUACUUGUACUUAAAUGUGAGCAGGGCUUUGUUGGCUAUCGCACACCCGGCAACCUCAAGUUGGAAUGCAAUAAGGCCACUUACGAAACGAUUUUGGUCGAACGCGCCCAAAAGGGUUUGGUACAUCUGAAGGCACACAGCGGCAAGUAUUGGCGCAUUGACGGCGAAGGGAUUUCCGUUGACGCCGACGCGCCCGCCGAUGGUUUCUAUUUGGAAUUGCGCGAGCCGACCAGAAUUUGUAUAAGAUCGCAAACUGGCAAAUAUUUGGGCGCUACGAAAAAUGGCGCUUUUAAGCUGCUCGACGACGGUACUGACUCGGCCACACAGUGGGAGUUUUAAGCGUUGUAUGCGCAUGCGUGUGUGCGGCAAGGCAUGAGCUUAGUGAAUGAGCUGCUGGGUGAUUGAUUAAUUGAUAAAUAAUAAUCCUGUUAGUAUGUAGAGUUGCUAAUGCAUACACACAUACAUACAUAUGUGCAUAUAUAUAUAUAUAUAUA